Tachyglossus aculeatus (Australian echidna) is the source of this 2194-nucleotide messenger RNA. RefSeq names its product E3 ubiquitin-protein ligase TRIM47-like. The record is from RefSeq and is a predicted model, not a curated record. The transcript is spliced from 7 exons. NCBI's taxonomy places the organism in Eukaryota, Metazoa, Chordata, Mammalia, Monotremata, Tachyglossidae. Gene Ontology annotation, molecular function: zinc ion binding; protein binding. The coding region runs from base 91 to 2109 and encodes 672 amino acids.
GGAGACCCUUUGGGGGCGGGAGCAGCAGCAGCAGCAAGAACAAGAUAAGAGUCGAAAGACCUUGAGCCUGUCCGUCGAAGCCAGGCCAAGAUGAACAGCAGCUGCAACCUCCAACGCUUCGAGGACCGGAUCCUGUGCCCCAUCUGCCUGGAGGUGCUGUGCAGCCCGGUCACCACCGCCUGCGGGCACAACUUCUGCAUGGCCUGCCUCCAGGGCUACUGGGAUCACCAGGCCGCCCUGGGCGAGGCAACGUGCUGCCCACAGUGCCGCGAGCCCUUCUCCGCUCGGCCCUGCCUGCGUAAGAACAUCACCCUGGGCGAGAUCGUGGCCUGCCUGACCUCGGGCCAGGCGAGCGUGGGGCACAGACAGGCCGGCACGGGCCUGGGCGACAUCCCCUGCGACGCCUGCUCCCCACGCAAGCUCAGGUCGGUCAAGUCCUGCCUGCGGUGCGCGGCCUCGCUGUGCGAGACCCACCUGCGCGCCCACAACAAGGAGCGGGGCUCACGCGGGCACCGUCUGCCUCAGCCUCUCCGGGACCGCCAGGCCCCAGCCUGCCCCAAGCACCUGAAGCCGCAGCGCCUCUACUGCCGCACGGACGGCUGCUGCCUCUGCCAGGCCUGCCUGCUGGACGACCACAAGAACCACGACACCGUCCCCCUGGAGGAGGAGCGGACCCACAAGGAGGUGCAAGUGCGGAAGGCCCAGGCCAGCUUGGAGAACCAGAUGCUCAUCAUCGUGUCCGAGAGCCAGACACACCAGUCGCGGGUGGCCGUCGUCCUGAAGCUGAUUCAGGCCAUGCGGGAGGAAGUGAGCAACUGCUUUGCAGAGAUCGGUGGGGAGAUGGAGCGGCUGCAAGCCAGGGUGUUGGAGUUUGUGGAGGAGGAGGCGGCCAAGGCCCUGGGUCAGCUGGGCUGCUCCAUCCAGGACAGCCACCGACGCCUGAUUGAGCUGGAGAGCGACAGCCUGUGGCUGCAGACUUUGUCCCACACCCCGAGCGACCAGCAGUUCCUGGAGGAGUUCGCCCAGAUGAAGACGGUCCCGGCCUGCCCUGGGCCGCUGCUGGGUGCGGCCUGCGAGGAGUCCCACAGUUUCCCCGGGCUGGUGGAAGCGCUGGCCAGGCUACGGGCCCAGCUGGCUGCUGUGGGCCUCCGAUUCUCCAACCAGGCGCUCCUGGCGGGUGUAAAGAUGAGAACCUACGAGGUGCUGCCCGCUGCCGUGGAGAGAAAAGGCCUUCUGAAGGACUACUGCAACCUGCACUUCGACCCGGCCACGGCCAGCGAGGAGCUGUUCCUGUUCCAGGAGACGCACUCCGUGCUGAACCUGGGCAUGCUGGUGGAGGAGCCCCGGCGGGCGGGGCCCUGCCGCGCCUUCCAGCAGUGGCCCCAGGUGCUGUGCACGCCUGGCCUGGCCCAGGGACGACGCUUCUACUGGGAGCUCCACCUGUCCGACUCCUGGAUCUGCUUGGGCGUCACCUACGGCCGCGGGGCCCCGGCGGCGGGACCCGCCCAGUGCGCAUGCCCCGCCCGCGGACCGAGCCCCGCCCACCGCCCGGGCUCCGCCCACGACCCAAGCUCCGCCCACCGUCAGGGCCCCGCCCAGUGCGCGUGCCCCGCCCACGGCCCAAGCUCCGCCCAUCUCCCGGGCCCCGCCCACGACCCGAGCUCCGCCCACCGUCAGGGCCCCAGCCAGUGCGCAUGCCCCGCCCGCGGCCUAAGCUCCGCCCAUCGCCCGGGCACCGCCCACCUCCCGGGCCCCGCCCACGACCCAAGCCCCGCCCACCUCCCAAGCUCCACCCAGUGCGCAUGCCCCGCCCCGCGCCGCGACCUCUUCCACCUCAUCGGCCGCAACAGCGCCUCCUGGUGCCUCGAGUGGGACUCGCUCAAGUUCUCCGCGUGGCACGACAACGCCCAGACGGUGCUCCGGGGCGGCUACUACCGCACCCUGGGCGUGGCCCUGGACCCCGCCGCCGGCAGCCUGGCCUUCUACGGCCUGGGCGGCGGCCAGGUCAGCCUCAUCUACCGCUUCCUCACCACCUUCAAGGAGCCCCUGUUCCCCGCCGUCAUGGUCAGCAGCGGGGCCUCGGUCACCCUGAGGCACUACCCCAAGUAGCCCCCCGCCCAGGCCGGCCCCACCGCAAAUAAACCGCGGCCCCGGUCUCACUGACUUGUGUGAGGUGGGAAGGGCCGAUGACAGU